Molecule: messenger RNA, 2196 nt
Organism: Kuraishia capsulata CBS 1993
Lineage: Eukaryota; Fungi; Ascomycota; Pichiomycetes; Pichiales; Pichiaceae
Exons: 1
Coding region: 1-2196 (731 amino acids)
Cellular component (GO): ribonucleoprotein complex
Molecular function (GO): RNA binding
Source: RefSeq, a predicted model, not a curated record
AUGUUGCACCCUCAAUUUUGGCUUUCCAGGACGCUUUCCUUUCUGUAUUCCUUUCUGAAACCAAUUCCAGAAACUAUCUGGAGUUAUUUCAAGCUGACCAACACCUUUGAUAGCAGACUCAAGGAGAGUCUUCGCAGACUUCGCGACUCUACGAUGAGGCUCUCUCCAACGAGGCUUUCUCCUUCGAGGCAUUCUCCUACGAGGCCGUCUCCAAGUAGACAGACCGAAGGUAAUAUUGCGAAGAAGACUGUUGCCAGCGACCGGAAAAAAAAUGAGAUCAAGAGUGCGUCACCUGAAAAUUUGACUGCUCACGGACACGGUUCAAAAUCCAAUGAAAACAACAGUGGUAUCCUGGCUACUCUUUCGUUGAACCGGCCUGGAAAAGCUACGUUUAACAAGUACUGGAACCACUCUAAGAAAGUUAACGAGCCGGUCACCAGUUGCGUUGAUGAACCCAAGGAGCCAGAAAAUGUUAAUUUUGAUCCGCCCGUUGAGAACGACACGGAUUCAAACUCGGAUACUUCCACAUCAACAGUUAUCCAAAAUCACCAGGAAGAAAACGCAAGCACCGGCACGCAUGCAUUUGAACUCAUAUCAAGUGACUCAACACAAGUGGUUCCAUUGCAUAUCGGUAAUUUGCACAAGAGCGUCACCGAACAACAGAUACUUGAUCUUUUCUCUGCCGUGGCGCCAAUUAUUUCAGCCCGAGUGUGCAAGGAUUCAGUUUCUGGGGAUUCACUCGGAUACGCAUAUAUCAAUGUUGCAAAUAGUGCUUACGCUGAGAAAAUUAUGAGCACACUGAAUUACUCCACGGUAUCGGGGCGUGAGAUCAGAAUUACUCCAUCUAUAAGGGACAAGACCAAGAGAAGUACUAUUGGCGCGAACGUUUUCAUAUCCGAUUUGCCUUGCAACAUCACCUCAAAAAUGCUUUCGGAUAUGUUUGAAUCUUUUGGAGUAUGGUCUUGCAAAGCAGAUAAUGUCAAAAGGCAUGGAUUUGUUCAUUUCAGGAACAAAGCAGAUGCAUACAAAGUUGUCGAUCUCAUCAAUUCAGGUGCGAUAUUUGAUACUCCAGCAACCGCAGCCAUUCACAUAUCGAAGACGGACAGAAGCCAUCUACCUGCAUUCACACAAAGCAAACCUCGUACUGUAUCUGAUGUUGUUGUAAUACCACCACCGGCAAUCUCCUUACACAACAUCAACGACCACAGGAAACCAAAGGAAAACCUCACAAUCUUUAUAAGAAACCUGCCUUUACAUACCAGUGAAAGCUCGAUAAGGGUGCUGGUGGCUGGAUAUGACACAGUGACCUCUAUUUUGAGCAAAUACAUUACGAGUCGGGACGCUACAUGGGCACUGGUUACUUUUGGUUCCAAGAAUGGCACAUUGAACGCAAUCAAGCACCUCGAUGGGUCCAAAUAUUGUGGUAAACGACUAACUGUGGAAUUGGCUGUUCCUCUAGAAGAAAAGAGAUAUGGUAUAAUGUCUUCAAGUACCAAAACCAUCUCUCCUUUGACGUUGCUGGUGAACAACCUAGAUAUGUCUCUUGGGAAAAGAGAACUUUUCAUGUUUUGCUGCCGGUUUGGUCAUGUUUUAAAGGUGAAGGUUUUUAACAGUCGUGCUGGGGGUAUAUUCAAGGCUGUUAAUUACGGCUAUAUCACAAUGGCUGAUGCUGAGUCGACAGCUCGUGUCUAUAAAAACAUAGGUGAGCUUGGAGCCAAGGCGUACAUUGUCAACGUUAGUCCAAGCAAUCCAAACCAAAAGACUCAACCUAUUCGGAAGCUGAAAAAUGGGCAUCCACCGGUGUUUCAAAAGUUUUACGAGUCUCCCUUGUCGGCCACACAGGUCUCUUUGCUAGAUGAAUUCAGAGUGUUUGUUCUACAUUCCAUCAUGGAAUCCAAAGUUGAGAUAGAACGACAGAGAUGGAUGAGAAGUCAGGUGAUCGAUCUCUUGACAGAUAUUGCUUACAACCAUCUGGGAAAUGAACUUCAUGCAUCUUCCGAUUUCGCAGAUAACAUCGCUAUACUUGAUGCAACACGCAUUGCUCAGGAAAUGCUAAGGCUGUUUUGGGACUAUGAGGAACUCUUCCACUUAGCAGUGGAAUGUCCAUCAGUAGACUGCCAGUUAAGAGUCAAGCUUCUAUUACCAAUGAUUGAAACUGGAAAAGCACUUGGAAUUUUGAAGGAUAUCAAAAAGUGA